Messenger RNA from Pocillopora meandrina, 3344 nucleotides. NCBI's taxonomy places the organism in Eukaryota, Metazoa, Cnidaria, Anthozoa, Scleractinia, Pocilloporidae. The record is from the annotation of a GenBank genome assembly.
GUGAACCCUCUCCGUGUUCAUGUUUUGAAGUAUUCUUGGGAUUUUUGUUUAAGACGGUUUGAAUCAUGUUUCGCUGCACCACGGCUUUCGCUUUCGCUCUGCUUUGUGCAAUGGUUAUCGCGUCUUCUGCCCAUCAAAUGAGCAAUCACUGUGUCAGUCUUAAAGGGACCCGUUUUGAAAUGUGUAUGAGCGCCGGUUAUGACAAAACUUUUCCAUUCAAAAAUGAUUUUACGGAGGCGGAGCAACAAGAAGUAGCGAGGGAAUUAACAGAGAUACUAAAGUCUAUGAAGAACUGUUCGCACGACGGUCUCGCUGAACUUAUCGAGUGCUCUUUAUUCGUUCCUAAGUGCAACAUGAUUGGUGAGCCUGUGUACCCGUGUAGACAGGCUUGCGCUGAAUACCUGAGGCGAUGUGAGUAUGAGUUAUCCAAACACGCAUUGGAUUAUCUAAUCCCUUGGUGCCUCCUCCUGUCAAAUGGUUCCGUUGGUCAUGCUCCCUGUUUUCAACCUUCUAACUUCACAGCGAACGAAAGUGCGCCUGGUAAGUGAUCUACAUGUACGACUUUUUUCCUAUUCUUAUUGGGCUUGAGCUUGCUGCGUGAAACUGUCGCAUUAUUUGCCAAAUAUGGAGGCGUUAUAAAUUAUCCGGCCAGUUUUUAAACACUGGCCUUUAAGUGACACACGGGAGAAAAUAUUAUUAACAAUGAUAAUUCGCGACAAUUCAACACGUAUUAAGAAGGUCUGAUAUACUGACAACAUCAGCGCAAGCAUUCGGAUAGCUGUGCUGUCUGCGAACAGAAUGAAAAAUAUCAAAAACUAAUGAUUUCAAAAGGUAAAUUGUUUUUUAGUUGGGCGAUAAGUACUUCAGCAGGUCAUUCGUGGGAAGUUUAUCAACAUGCGUGCAAAACACGGGUUGAGAUAAAAUAUCAUAUCCAGCUUUGUUGAUUCCAGCCACACAGUUUAAUAUAUGGAGUCAAGUAUCUAACUGCGCACGAAGGUAACCUGAGGACUGUACUUACAGUAACCACCCUUAAUAUAAUACCUCCAUUUCUGGAAGAUUGAAAGCCGAGUGUACGACUCUGUCUAACUAUCUUAUCUACAAAUGAAUAAAGGGGUAAGUUUCUAAAGAAACUGUGGUGCUGCGUCGGUGGGAGAGUAUAGCAGGUAAUUUAGUGUUAACAACUGGGUUGAAAACGUAAAUUAGCCACCGUAAAGGGUUAAAAAGCUGACGUUUCGAGCGUUAGCCCUUCGUCAGAGCGAUUUAUCUACAAUGAAUCAGUUUAUGAGCCUUCGGCAUUGCCUAUCGCCGUCGAAGCUUAACUGGUUCCCUCGCUGUCUCAGAUUAUUCAAUCGUUACAAAUUAAAAUUACGUACAUGCGUUGUUAUUGUUUGAGGUGUCAGUUUCAUAGUGUAUGAAGAAGUGAUGUCCGACUCAUCUCCCUUCGCCCUAAUCAUUUUUUGGUGGUUGGACGUAUAAAUGCUUCUCUUCACAAAAUUUAGCCGGACGCCUGUUGCAGAGAAGAUCUCACUUCCACCGUCUUUCUUUUCUCAGGCCCGCUGGAUCGAGGUUGCCAAGAGUUAAUCUUUCCCGCAUGUAAAAACAUAGGUGCCUUCGAUCACACUUUGAUCUCCAUCUCUAUGCAGAAGAAGUUAUAUUCGUGGUUUUUUAAAAAGGAAUAUAACGCAAACGACACAGAAACAGAAUUUCCUGGGGCCGUUCGAAAAUUAUUGGACCAAUACCCCAAAUGCCAGGAAAAUAUCAAGAAGUUGUUCUGUGGCGAACAUUUCCCGCCGUGUUUUCCGGAUGAAAGCCCACGGGUGUAUAGUCUUUGUCAACCUCUUUGUGAUCAAAUUGCAACAGACUGCCCAGGAUUCUUCAGGCAAGUCUGUAAUGUUAUUUAUUUUUUCCAAGGUGAACCUGCGGGAGAGGGCAAAGAUAGAGUUGGGGUGGGGAACAUGUAUGGUGCAGUGGUGAGAUUCAGCCAUCCUUCCCCCUCCCUUCCCCCUCCCUUCCCCCUCCCUUCCCCCCCCUCCCUUCCCCCCCCCUCCCCCCCUCCCUUCCCCCUCCCUUCCCCCCUCCCUUCCCCCCUCCCUUCCCCCCUCCCUUCCCCCUCCCUUCCCCCUCCCUUCUCCCCUCCCUUCCCACCUUCGUUCCUUCCUCCCCCCCUCUUCCGGUUAAGAUCAGAUGUGAGCAAAGAGCAACGCAUAAAAAAUCCUGAUUCGAACUGUAAAAAGAAAAUGAGAAGAGCCAGUUCUUAAAUCUAGUCACAUGCUAAAUCUAAUUCAUUCUUGUAUCAUGUAUCAUUUUACGAAUUGCUUGUUGAAUGCUUUAGCUCGAGAAUAAGUAACUCUGGGAAUAUAUUGUUCCACACAUCAUGUCGCAAGCACGAGAUUAGCGGUCUUUAAAAUUAUUUACCGUACAAGAGAAAAUAACGAGUCAAGAAUAAUCAAAUUUGGAUCAGUGCAAUUGAUUAUCUUUCUGUGUGUGUGUGUGUGUGUGUCGCAGCCAGGACUUAAUCGCCUCAGAGUACUGCAGCUCAAAGGCAAGGGCGCAUUCUAUACAUGGAUACUGUCACACCACAGAAUGGCCAGCUUCAUUCGAAUGGUUCCAUCAUGAAGGUAGGAUUAUUGAACCAAGCCGAAACAACCCACUGACUGACCAAGAGGCUGACAAGAAAAAUAACAGAGUGACUGAACAGCCAAUAACAGCAAAUCAUCUCAAAAGGCAAUCAUUCGGUCAAUUGGUCAGUCAAACAUACAAAAUCAAUCAAUCUGUUUAUCAGUCUCUCACUCACCCUUUUAGUCUUUAAACCAACCAGCCAGUCACUCAGUGCGUCAAUCACUCUUUCUACUUGUCUGUUUAUGCGUGGGUGCGUCUCUUUUCCUUUCCUAUAAACUGAUCUCAGUUUUCAUAAUCGAUCAUUUCUAGCUACAACAAAAUCUCCGAGUCUAAUUACUGAGAGCCAUCAAGGAACCCAAGCGUGGAAGAUUUUCAUAGCCGUCUUCAUUCCUGUACUAGUUGUGGGGCUCGUAGUAGCUGUGGCAAUAUGGAUGAAGAAAAGAACUCAUCGCAGUUUAGUAGCUUACAUCAAACAUUAUGAAAAAGACGCUGAUGAUACCUUCCCCUUGGAAACAUAACUGUUAUGACAUUUGGUUGAAGGGGGAAUGGGAGGGCGGGGUGGUGUGGGAGGAUGACUUGGAAAUUAUAUACACUUCACGACGUUAUCUUUGUUUUAUGGUGCAAACGCACAUGUAACCAUUCUGGACAUCAAGUUCACUGAAGGCGACCGAUGUUAGCUGGGUGUAACGAGACACAAUCAAAAUUAAAAGUUGCCAAAAUUACAG